AUGAGGAAUACGUCGCUUGGCCUCCUUCCUUCCUCUUCUCUGCUUCAACGCAGAAACGGAAGCUUCUCUCAUCGCUCCCUCAGCGUUGAUACUUCUCCAGUCGAGCUUGUGGCGGACCUCCUUCGCAGCAACAAAUGGAGUCCAGAGGUUGAGAAGGAGCUGAGCGGCCAGCUCCCCUCUUUCUCCUCUUCCCAACUCCUACUUCUUGUUGAGCGAAGUGGGGACAGCCGAAGAGCUCUGAAGUAUCCAGAGGCAUCGAAGGGGUCUUCCAUGAGCAUGAAAUUAGAUUUAUCCAAGGCAUAUGAGCAGCUAAAUUGGAAGUUUCUAAGGAAUUUUUUGGAGGUUCUGAGUUUCUCUCAAGGUUCAGUGAAGAGGAUUCUGCUGUGUGUUGGUUUAGAUGGUAGUACUAGUGAAUGGAAGUUUAUAUUGAGACGAGUAGAGGAAUCUGACAAAAAGGCUCCCCUCUCCCGUUAUGUAUUUAUUCUGACAAUGGAAGCAUCAGCAAGGCAUGUGCAGGGAGGAACGGAUGGAUGGUGGAAGACUCCAGCUUUCAAGAGCUCCUAG
Messenger RNA from Nymphaea colorata (pocket water lily), 564 nucleotides. RefSeq lists its product as uncharacterized. Bases 1 to 564 code for a protein of 187 amino acids. The record is from RefSeq and is a predicted model, not a curated record. NCBI's taxonomy places the organism in Eukaryota, Viridiplantae, Streptophyta, Magnoliopsida, Nymphaeales, Nymphaeaceae. The transcript is spliced from 2 exons.